AUGUCCCAAAGUGCUGAGCAACUUCUCGACGAAUUGAGCAAGAAACUCGUUGACGAGGUCAUUCCAGCAGCUCAAAAAGAGGCGGAGUCAGAGCGACAACACCAAAAGACUCCACCAUCGUCGUUGAACGAUUCGUACGCUGAAGAAGUGCUCGGAGAAGAGAGAAAACUCAUCAAAACUGAUGACUCCAGCUUUUUUUUUGGACGGAGACAUGGAAAGUUCUAG
Caenorhabditis briggsae is the source of this 225-nucleotide messenger RNA. The coding region runs from base 1 to 225 and encodes 74 amino acids. The record is from RefSeq and is a predicted model, not a curated record. The transcript has 2 exons. Lineage: Eukaryota; Metazoa; Nematoda; Chromadorea; Rhabditida; Rhabditidae.